AGUGUAAUUUACAUUUUUCUUCAAGGAGAACAAAGUUCGACAGAUCAGGCAGUUCCAUUUUCAUGGCUGGCCUGAGGUGGGAAUUCCUGCUGAUGGGAAAGGGAUGAUCAACCUGAUUGCAGCAGUUCAGAAACAGCAGCAGCAGUCAGGAAACCACCCAAUCACAGUGCAUUGCAGUGCUGGUGCUGGAAGGACAGGUACAUUCUGUGCCCUGAGUACUGUCUUGGAAAGAGUAAAAGCUGAGGGCAUCUUGGAUGUGUUUCAGACGGUAAAGAGUCUACGGUUACAGAGGCCCCACAUGGUCCAGACACUGGAACAGUAUGAAUUUUGCUACAAGGUCGUGCAAGAAUACAUUGAUGCAUUUUCGGAUUAUGCCAACUUCAAGUGAAAAAUGCUUUCGUAAUAUUUUGUAAUAUUGUAUUUGUUAAUACACCCAAACCUGUGUACAUAUCUUAUUGAUUUGAGAGGUUGGUACCAUGAGCUUCUUAUUGGCUAUAAAUUUUAUAUGUAGCAGAUGUUUAGCAGAUAUUAGUCUAAUUUCAGCAGUUUUAUUGAGCAGCGUAGGCUGAUGUUCAGAUUGAUGUUGAUCAAAUUUAUUUAGUAGCUGCUUGGAAGGGUAUUCAUUGAAUUCAAGGGAUAAACAAGAUAAGAGUUAAGUCACAUGAUCACAAAAUCUGUGGCUUUAUGAAUUGCUGCCCCUGAAUCAAAUGGUCAUCGCUAGUGCUCUGUUUUAUUUCAACUUUGAUAAAUAAUCAAGUUGGAAAUAACAUUCUGUCAUUAAUUGAUCAGUGCCAUUUAAAUCUGAUACCUUUCACUUGGACCAUCUCUUUCUCAGGCAAUUAACAAUUUUGUAAUUGUAGACUUUAUACUUUCAAUGUUGUGCCAUUUUAUUUAUCAGAUUUGAAGUAGAAGCAGUACUUUCCAUUAUUGAGAUUUGUAGAAAGGCAAAGCGCCUUCAGAAACGCUUAUCUAUACGACUAUAUUUGUAGAAAUGCAGACCUGUAAAGGGAAUACAAUAAGAAAAUACUGCUUUUAAGAAAAGCUUUUUUUUUUGCAGGCCUGCACAGGCUGAACUAAAAUAUACUGGAUAUACUACCUGCAUUAUUUUUCACAUAAGCCAAAAUCUACAGUGUCCUGGUUCUUCACAAGACUUUGGUCUUGUACAGUUAGAACGUAUCUCUCACCAUUUUCUUUUCUCCUGCAUUAAAAAUACAUGGAACUUGUUAUAAAGUUCUGUACAAGUUAAAAGAUGUGUGGGCUUCAAAGUAAUAAGUUUGGAAAUACAGUCUUGAUAGGACAAUAUAAAAGAACGUUCCUUAACUAUAGCUACUGUGUACUGUACAUACAAGCUGCAACUUGAAGGGUAUUGAAUUAUCUGUUCUGUUUGUUCUUAAAAUCUACUUGUUAAGCUUCUGUUUCAAUAUGUUUUUAAGAAAGUAAGUGAAUGAUCUGGAACGUUUCUAAAAUGUGAAAGACUUGCCUGGGAUUUACCAUCACUUUCUUUUAGACACAACUGCCUCAUUUUCCAACUUUUCCUUAUUAAUAUAGCCUUUGUGCAAAGGUGGAGCUUAAUAUUAGUAGCUUGCACAGGGAGGAAAAAAGACCAAUUAAAUUCAAUGACUAAAACGUCAUGUUUAGGUAUCUAGUUUUGGACCAAAACUUAACUAUUCAAGUUGUGGCUUAAAAAAAAUCUUCAAGCAAGGUUUAAAGUUGAUCUUUUUUUUGAAAAACUAGUUUUAAAUGUAAAUGUCUUUGAUUUAUCAUUCGCUCCUAACAAUUAUAUUUUUUCUUAAAAUGUACAAAUAACUGUAGUUUCGUAACCUGUAUUUAUUUUUUUAUGAUAAGGAGAAAAUUUGGUGGAUUUUUUAAGUUUAUUUUUAAGUUUAUCUUUUAGUAGUUUAGGAGCACUCAUUGCCAGGUAAUUGAGGUGAAGCCAAGUUGGGUCAAUAUUUGGAUAACAUAGCUUACACCAGCUUGUACAGUGACCUGUAUGACAUAUGGUGCAUAGUCCCAUUAAGUUAUUUGAGUUUUGAUCAUGGCAUACUUGUUUACCAAGUUCUCCAUAGUGCAUUCAGUGGAUAGACUAUGCUAAUUUACUAUAUGUUGAAUGGAUUAAAUGUCAGCUUCCUAUCUUCAGUAAUUCGGCUAUCACUGACCGCACUAGUGUAAAUAGAUAUUGACUGAAUCCCUGACUCUUAAAACUUUGGUAUUUUGGGACAAUGGCUAAGCUAAAGCUAUAAUUGGAAUAAAUGUGCUCAUUAAAAAAAACAUGAUCUUUGGGUUUUGAUUUCAUUUUUGUUUUGAAUAAACUGCUUGUUAGAAACUGCA
Rhincodon typus (whale shark) is the source of this 2328-nucleotide messenger RNA. RefSeq names its product receptor-type tyrosine-protein phosphatase alpha. Gene Ontology annotation, biological process: protein dephosphorylation. Lineage: Eukaryota; Metazoa; Chordata; Chondrichthyes; Orectolobiformes; Rhincodontidae. The transcript is spliced from 3 exons. Gene Ontology annotation, molecular function: protein tyrosine phosphatase activity. Bases 104 to 388 code for a protein of 94 amino acids. The record is from RefSeq and is a predicted model, not a curated record.